Molecule: messenger RNA, 3187 nt
Organism: Porites lobata
Lineage: Eukaryota; Metazoa; Cnidaria; Anthozoa; Scleractinia; Poritidae
Source: the annotation of a GenBank genome assembly
AGUAAACAUGGAGGAUGAAUGCGUAAAAGCUGCGUGCUGGGUUGCCGGUGGGAAAAAAUGUGAAUUGCAACGAAAUAGGCCCUUCCUCGUGGUCAGCGAUUCUUGAAAACCUAAUAAUGUCGCUGAAAAAGGAGGCUGGAGCAGGAAAUAUUUUGCUAACGCCGCUACUUGGGAUGAAGUCGCGAAAGAGUGACAAGGAUAGCUCAAGCGCGCUGCACUCUUCGAUGCCUUCAGUGUGUAUUCUAACUUCGCGAUCGUCAAAAAAUCUGAUGGGAUUAGAGAGGGAAAGUGUCGAAAAUGCUACAGUAUCUCUUCAUCAGGUGAUUGAGCUUUAAGUAAUUUAACCAAAUUAGACGCAUUAAGUUUACGCGACUAAAUAGCUCAUAAACUCGGUUAAUUUCAUGUGACUAUCUGGUUAUUUCACGCGUUCUAGACUCAAAGCUCAAUAACAGAAAAAGCACAUGACAUCAUUUCACAUUAGACAGGAGGUUUUCAUUCCUCUUGAAAAACGUUAGGCCGGUUUAUACUGUCAUUGUUUUAUUUUCGAACUAACCAUAUUUUAAAUAUUGUGUUGUUUAUCUAUAUAAAUUGGGAAAAUUCGCCAGCGCUCGCGGGUGCAAAAUAAUAUUAUUAAUGUGCAGCUGCGAUAAUCAAAUUAAUGAUUUCUGAAGUGUCAGUUUUGCCGGAUCACUCUGUAACUUCGUUUAUCAUGUUCUCCAAUAACUGUAGGUUUUAAGAUUGAAAUUAUUAUACCCAUGAAUACAAAAAAUGAAAAAAUUAUCAUGUCUCUAAGCUUUAAUGUGAUGACGUUGCACUGAAUAUUUAUAACUUUUCAGACCUUUUCACUUGAACAAUAGCCGUUGGUAAUUCCAACAUUUACUUCCUUUAUGGGUGAUGUCUCAAUAAAUAAUUUAAGAGUAUUUGCACAAAAGAGAGCUGUCAUUAAUAUUCAAAAGCUUCUUAUAGGGCUACAUUUGUUUUACCCAAAAAUAAACAAGCCCAUUCUUUGCUGCAAUGGCCUUUUUUCGGUUGGCCCAAAUUAGUCAGUUAAUCCAGAUUUCCAUGGAUUGUUUAGCUACAUUCCAUAUUUGCAAAUAGUUUUUAACCAAUCAUUUUUGCAUCUUAUUGUACUGGGGAAAUAUUUGUGUAAGCGAAUCACCUACAUUAUUUUCUUGUGACCCUGAAGAUUUCAGUUUCCAUUUUAUUUUUGCUUUGCGGUAAAAACAAAGAAACAUUCUUCAUAGAAAAGCACAAAAAGUUGAGGUUUCAGGACAGGUGAUAUUGAUCCAUAUAUUUUUCUGAAGGCUUGUUUUCACAAAUAACUGAGUCAGAGUCUGAAUAUAUAAUAAGAGAUUAGAUCAUUAUGCUCUAGUGAAAACAGCUGUCUGAUUCCACUUACAACUCCGCUACGUACCAAUUAGGACUAGGCUUUCAAGUGGUGAGCAGAAGCAGAAGAACUAAACCAACCACAAAGGGUGGAAACAAUCAUUGGGAUUAGUUUUUCUGUUUCAGAAAAAAAAUUUGUAACUAUUGAUGUUUACCUUAUAUCAUUAAAUUAUUUGUUUACUGUGCUGUCGUUAGCAAUGCCAAUGUAAUACUGAAGCUUGAAUAUGUAACCACAUUCUCCUUCCCCCUCUGAAAAGUCAUCCUCUUUGUCAUAUCUGUCACAAAGUUGCCAUAUAUCAAGCAUUAGACACAGUGUUUCAUCAGCAGAUGAAACACCAAGAAGAGUUAGAAAUACGACAUGUGCGCAGCAGAGUAUUUUUGACGAACUUCAAGGUGCUUCAUCUGUUGAUGAAACACUGUGUCGAAUGCUUGAUAUCACUUCUCAAACAAAAUGAUUUUAGAAGGAGAAAUUAAGGAUGCAGAAAUGAGCAGUUUUUCUUCUGAUUUCCAAACACUCAUUAGUCAUUAAAUUUCUUUGUAUUUUCUUUAUGAACUGUUGAUGAGUUUGAGAAUGUUAUUUGCGUGCUGUUCUUAUUCCAGCUAAGGAAGAAAGAAGCCACACCAAAGCCUGUUUAUUUGUACCACUUUGUAAUUCCUCAAUUGGAUAAUAAUUAAUUAAACUAUUACCUACAAUGGCUACCCAGAUUCGAUUUGCAUGGCCUUAUUAAGCUUAAGUUGACCCUGAUUACCUCUGAAUAUAAAUAUGAACAUGCUUCUAGCACUGCAAAUGUCUUGAGAAAGGGAUGGGUUGUCUUGCCUUAUCUAAUGGUGUGUUCUUUUGUGAUAAUUACUGUUCUUACCAACAUUGAAGUUAUUCAAUCUGCUUCUAAAUUGAAGACAAAUAACUUUUUGUGUAACAGGCAGCAAGAGAUGGAAAGCGUGACCUUGUUGAGAGAAGACUGGAAAAGUUAGGAAAGGGAAGCAAGAAAAUCAAUAAGAAAGACCAGGACAACACAACUGCAUUGCAUUAUGCUGUGCGUUACAAUCACCUUCACAUUGUCAAGCUGUUACUGGAAUCUGGUGCAGGUAUGCGUAUAUGGCACACUGUACAUGUAAUACAAAGUACUUAAUGUGAUGUGUGAAGUGUGAUAUGUUUACUAUGUUUUCCUUGCCGUUAUAAUUAUAUUUCAUGAUUAAGAACAGUUAAGGAAGUUGAAAAUUAAACUAGAUUAAAAUAACUUUAACCUGUUCAAGUUCCUUUUUUAAACUUAUAGACAUUGAAGCAAAAGGAGAAGAUGAUGCCACGCCCCUUCACUAUGCUGCUAGAUUUCGUCCAGUCCCAAGAACCUAUAAUGGCUCUGCACGCCCAACACCUCAAGUGACCCCAAGUCCUAGCAUGGAAAACAUGAGUGAUGUUGGCUUGACUCUAAAGAAGGAUGAUAAGAAAAAAGAUGGGGGAUCAGGCAGUUUUGGGAAGGGGGCAAAAAGUCGCCUUCUAGGCUCAUCAUUAGGAACUAAACUAUUCAGCAAGGAUUUCUUAUCAUUGGAGAAAAGAAAUUCUAAUUCUUUCAUACCAAAAGAGCAGGCAUCUAAUGUUGGGGAGACUAUGAUAUUGUACCUUUUGUCUAGAAAAGCUAAUGUAAAUGCCAAGGACAGUUAUGGUUCAACUCCGCUGCAUUAUGCUGUUGCAAAGGGGAACCCUGAUGCUGUUCGAGAACUGUUGACUGAUCCAUGUAUUGAUAUUGAGGUAAUUAAAAAAAAGAUCUUUUGCAGUGCGACUACUGUAACUGGGACCAAUUAG